AUGAACUACUCGUUACAGACCUAUAUCCAUCCAUAUGGAUUAUCGGAUACACCCCUUCGUGGAUAUUUUGGAAUGUCCGUGAUAUGGCCCGUGCAGGAUCAUAAAAACGACAACAUAUCAUCCAUAGACAUGUUUCCGCUUCUCCAGCAGCACGCUUUCCAAGAUCCUUUUUUCCCAUUCCUUCUCAAGAGAAACAAAGGUAAGCUCCCCUCGGCCGGCUUCAGAGCUCACGCGACAGCCUAA
Penicillium oxalicum is the source of this 243-nucleotide messenger RNA. RefSeq lists its product as uncharacterized. The transcript has a single exon. NCBI's taxonomy places the organism in Eukaryota, Fungi, Ascomycota, Eurotiomycetes, Eurotiales, Aspergillaceae. The record is from RefSeq and is a predicted model, not a curated record. The coding region runs from base 1 to 243 and encodes 80 amino acids.